AUGUCAAAAGAGUUCAUUCUCGUUACCUUGCUCCUUACCUUAUCUUUGGCUUGGUUUGCUCAUUCUACCCCUGCCCAGAAUUACCUUGAACAUUGUUCUGGCGCUACUAUCAAAGAAUCUACCAAAAAUGUUGUUUAUUUUUCAAAACCCUCUAGUCAAAAGUUUGUAACUAUCAAAGGAUCUACCGACGAAAUCGAUUAUUAUUCUCCUUCACAACCCUCUAUUCAAAAGCUUGAAAAUAUCGGAGAAUCUACCGACGAAAUUGAUUUUUCUCCUUCACACCCUUCUAUUCAAAAGCUUGAAAAAUCUACUGACGGAAUUGGUUAUUCUCCUUCAGAUUGCUAUUAUUGUGGUGGAUACACUCCGUCGCAAUGUUCGAGUUUAUGUUACUACAAAGGCUAUAGAUAUUAUGCUUGUCUUACGUGCUAUUGUUAUUGUACAAACGGUUAA
This is a messenger RNA of Funneliformis caledonium, 450 nucleotides long. Lineage: Eukaryota; Fungi; Glomeromycota; Glomeromycetes; Glomerales; Glomeraceae. The record is from the annotation of a GenBank genome assembly.